Xenia sp. Carnegie-2017 is the source of this 869-nucleotide messenger RNA. Its product is annotated as zinc finger protein 775-like. Gene Ontology annotation, cellular component: nucleus. Lineage: Eukaryota; Metazoa; Cnidaria; Anthozoa; Malacalcyonacea; Xeniidae. Bases 41 to 721 code for a protein of 226 amino acids. The record is from RefSeq and is a predicted model, not a curated record. Gene Ontology annotation, biological process: regulation of transcription by RNA polymerase II. Gene Ontology annotation, molecular function: DNA-binding transcription activator activity, RNA polymerase II-specific; RNA polymerase II cis-regulatory region sequence-specific DNA binding. The transcript has 2 exons.
GAGGAAAGUCUUAUCAUGAGGAAAAAGAUGUUUUGUUAUCAUGGUCUUGGCGGGACCAGAAGGAAGUAAAAAUGAGCACAAACUAGGAUGUCCAACUCCAAGUAUUCAAUCUGGAGAAGUGGUUUUUCUAAACUAUUGCCGGCUCCCAUCAACAAUUUCAAACUCACUUACGACCAACGACAUUUCUAUUGAUUCAAGACUUGGUCACUUAAGUAGAUAUGAACUGAAUCCUUGCGAUGAUCUUUCACGUGAUUGUAAGAAAAUACAUGUAUCACAGGCUCAUUGUAGGAAUAAUCAAGAAAACAGAACAAGACCCAGUGUUAUACAAAGUAUUGGACAAGUUUCACCCUUGAAAAUUGAAACGUCUGCAGUAGGUUCAAUUCCUGUUUCUUCGCAUUUAGUUGAAAUGUCUGAAGUUGAUCGAAGACCAGCGAUGAUUGCUGUGAGUUUUGACCAAACGGAUCAAAGAAUCAUCAAUCGUCCACAAAUUGAGCACUUUUCAAAUACCAUGUGGUGUCGAAAACAAAAAUCAUUUCCUCAAAAUGGAAGACGUUAUAGGUAUCACUGCCAGUUUUGCAAUAAACCAUAUUAUUGGCGUUCUCACUGGAAAGCUCAUGAACGAACACACACUGGAGAAAGGCCAUUUACAUGUGAAAUUUGUGGAAAAUCAUUUACCAGGUCAGAUGGUCUGCAAUGCCAUCGUCAUACGCAUAAAAAGUAAGAAAAUGAUUUAAGUAUAUGAAAUAAUGAAAACAUUGUUUUAGAUGAAACAAUAAUCAAGUGAUAAAAUGAUGUGAUACUUUAAAUUAAAAGUGACUUACUAAAAAUGAGAACAAAAUAGAAAAUACGAAACCUUAAAUUGUAUAAAU